GAAAGGUCCCGAGCCCGGAGAUGGAAGAGCAGAGGCGUUCUAUGGGCUGGGUUGAAAGCCUCAUCCCCCAAAUAGCAUCGUCUUGACCCCCAGCCCAGGGGCCACCUAGCCAGUGGCUGUUCUCUCCCAGCAUUGCAUUUAUUCGGUAUUAACAGAGACACGGAGAGCGGGGCACGCUCGCAGGUCAGGGAGGAGAGUGACUGCUCCUGGGCCUUCCCCUCCUAACCUGCGACCAAACUCCAGCCCUAGGGAGUGGGCAGGGCCUCUUGCCGCGCCUCACGCCCUGCUUUUCGCCUCCUUCAGCGUUGUCUGCUAGCUGCUUUUCCUGCUCUCUCUCCCAAGAGACGAACGCUUGAGGCCGAGAUGGCAGCCACCCUGCUCAUGGCUGGGUCCCAGGCCCCUGUGACAUUUGAAGACAUGGCCAUGUACCUCACUCGGGAAGAAUGGAGACCCCUGGACCCUACCCAAAGAGAUCUUUACAGGGACGUGAUGCAGGAGAAUUAUGGAAAUGUUGUCUCACUGGAUUUUGAGAUCAGGAGCGAGAACGACGCAAACCCGAAGCAAGAGUUUGGUGAAGACGUGGAAUUCGUGACCAUGGCCGAAGAGCCGGCCGAGAACGCCGAGAGGAACGCCGACGGCGAAGAGGCCUUUGGACGCGGAGACGGGGCGGGGAGACGGUGGGGCGAGCUGACGGCGGAGGAGUGGGUGAGCUACCCGCUCCAGCAAGUCACCGACCUGCUGGCGCGCGAGGACGGCCCCCCGGGCAUCCGCUACCACAUAUGCUCGCAGUGCGGGAAGGCCUUCGGCCAGAUGGCGGACCUCCACCGGCACCAGAAGACGCACGCGGGGGACAGGCCCUACAAGUGCUACGAGUGCGGCAAGGGCUUCAGCCGCAGCUCGCACCUCAUCCAGCACCAGCGGACGCACACGGGCGAGAAGCCCUACGACUGCAGCGAGUGCGGCAAGAGCUUCGGCCGCAGCUCGCACCUCAUCCAGCACCAGACCAUCCACACGGGCGAGAAGCCGCACAAGUGCGCCGAGUGCGGCAAGAGCUUCUGCCGCCUGUCGCACCUCAUCCAGCACCAGCGCACGCACAGCGGCGAGAAGCCCUACGAGUGCGGCGCCUGCGAGAAGCCCUACGAGUGCGGCGCCUGCGGCAAGAGCUUCAGCCGCAGCUCGCACCUCAUCACCCACCAGAAGACCCACACCGGCGAGAAGCCCUACGAGUGCGGCCAGUGCUGGCGGAGCUUCGGCGAGCGCUCGGACCUCAUCAAGCACCAGCGGACCCACACGGGCGAGAAGCCCUACGAGUGCGUGCAGUGCGGCAAGGGCUUCACGCAGAGCUCCAACCUCAUCACCCACCAGAGGGUGCACACCGGGGAGAAGCCCUACGAGUGCACCGAGUGCGACAAGAGCUUCAGCCGGAGCUCGGCCCUCAUUAAGCACAAGAGAGUUCACACCGACUAAGCCGCCCCCUCCCCUCCCCGCGCGGUGCUAAGGCAGAAGUGACUCGUGGGAAGGUCGGCUGUCUUUGGUGUCGGCGAGCUCUCUUAAGACAGCGCCUUUUAACCUUCCGACUUCCUCCUGUCUUGUGAGGCCACAGUCUAGAAUAGGAGAGAAGACGACCCUUUUUGAAAGUUUAACCCGCAGCUCUGGGGACGUGCUCCCCUCCUCCAAGAUAGGGAUUUUUAGUCACUGGGCAUUACGUGCAUUGCUUCGUCGGUCAGCCCCCCCCCCCCCCCCCCCCAACCCCAAGUAACUUGGAGGCUGAAGACCAGAGGACAAGAUGCUGGUGGAUGAGGCCUGGAGAUGGAGUAGACCUUUAAAAAGUUGUGUGGUUUUGUUUUCUCUUGUAUCUUUGGCCCAAAGAGACUGCAGUGGGAACGUAGAACUGAAACAGGGUGGUCGCAGCGGCUUCGGCAGAAGGCAGGCGGACUUGCCUUGAGUUGUGGGCCGCACACUGUGGCCGCUGGGCUCCCACACUUCCCUCCCAAAGGGCUUUGGUUUUGAGUAACUCACGCUCGUAUCUUACCAUCUUCUUGCACACAGGAUUCAGCACGCUGAAGGCAGCGAUCGCAUCGUUGCUCUUUGUUUCUCAAGGAGCGUAGCUUGCCUGUUUUUGAGAACUGACCGAAGAUUCAGAGCGAAAGGAAAAAGGAGGCGCAGGUUUGGGGACCAAGGGCCUGAGGAUGGUGGCGACGUUAGCAAGCGACACAUACCCAUCGAUACUGCCACUAAUCAGAUUUAUGUGUUUUCUUUAAAAAUCACCUUAGGGAUCAUAGUAGGGAGACUGCCUUUAGGAAAAGAUAGGAAGGGAUGACAGGAUGAAAGAAGGAAGUGAACUGACCCCGCGGCAGGAAAGGGAGUGCAGAAACCUUCCCAGAGGACGUCAUCUCUGUGUUCCUUGCCGUCCAACCUUUACAGUCGCUCGGCCCUGGGCUGCUCACCCUGGAGUCUGAUGGGGCCACGCCCCAGGCUUUCUCCUAGCUUGCAUAAAGGCAUGUGUAUGUACAGUGAAAUGUGGACUCUGAUAGCAGCAACCGAAUUCAUAAGAAUCAGCAUGUUCUUGCGUGACGUAGAUCUUAAGAUAGAACUGUAGACAUAACUCCAGUGUGAGAAUCUUUCUUUUGUUAUGGAAGAAAAUUAACAUCAGUUAAUUUACAGGCACUGGCCUGUAAGGUUUGGUUUUGUACAGAACUGAACGCUUGUGCGUGUCCAUCAGUUGUGAGAGAAUGGCUGGACAGUUAGAUCCAUUGUCCUCUCUCAGACUUAGUUAUCUCCUCCUGUGAUGAAAUGGCCUCAUCCGAAGAAAUAAAUCUAGACAGGAAUGUGUUUCCAGCCUCCAGAUAAAAAUAGUUAAAAAGGUACCUCAGUUCUCCUUAGGUAGCCCAUAUAUUGGUGCUUAUUCAGCCUUGGGGGGAUGGAAGGGAGUUGGCACCCAGGAGCUGGGGCUGGGAUGUAUAUACAUUAUAUAUAUUUCCAUCAAUCACUGGAUAUAUAUAUAUAUAUAUAUAUAUAUAUAUAUAUAUAUACACACACACAUAUAUGUAUCCAGUAUAUUUCUGUGGUGCUUAGUUGCAAAUGUAACAUUAUUUUUUUUAUUAAAGAAAACCCUUUUUUGUUUAAUUUUUUGGGAUUUGGCACUUAAAGAGCAGUGCUUUCACUACAGAAAGUCACUGUGACCACAGCUAGGUGACACCGUAUCACUAGUUAGUCAUAACUUCAAAUGCAAUUGACUGAAAAACUGCUCCAAGAGCCUCUUAAGUGCUCACUUCCAUUGGAGUGUGGACUCGGGCCAGGGCACAUGGUUUCUCUUCUGUACAAAAUCUAGCCGACUGGGUACUCAUAUUUUAACUCCUAGGUGACUUACAUGCUCUUGGUUACUAAACUCAGAUAUGUCCUCUGUAUCAGUGUAGCUGGUGACUUACGCGGAGUUCAGCGUUCUCCCGUUGCUUCUUUGAGCCACUGUAAGUGACUGCUUGGGAGCGGCCCGUAGAACACAGCACCUCUGACCCAACUUCAUACGCCCCCCUUCCCUCCUGUUUCCAACACACACACACGCACUCGCACCCCUGUGCCCCAAGCCCUGCUGUACCCCCACCACUUCCCUCACGCCCACCUGGCCUUCCUGUAAAGGUUAUGCCACGUCCCGUUUGCUGCUUUUGCCUUCUAGGAGCUGAAGGGCUCCCAAAGGUUUCUGAUCGCCUGUCCAUCUCUCCAUCUGUGUACACCCCAGCUGGGUGGCUAUAAAGACAGCGGCCAUGCCAGCUCUGGCCACUCUGCUGCGCUCAGUGGCUGCCCUCCCUGUGCUGAACUUUGUGGAAGUCUGCCACACUUCACUAACGCUACCUGCAUGCUUUCUGUUCGCAAGUCCCUGUUUCUGCACACACCCAGACACUCUGUGCCUGUGUUCUAUGGUUGUGAGAGUGGAUGAACAAGUAAAUCUGUAGAGCAGAUUCCCUUGGUAUUGGUCAGUUACCCUAGUAUCUUGUCUAUCGCUGUAUUAUCUAACAAUACUCUACAAUUAAAGGUAUAAUUUUUAAA
Molecule: messenger RNA, 4044 nt
Organism: Psammomys obesus (fat sand rat)
Lineage: Eukaryota; Metazoa; Chordata; Mammalia; Rodentia; Muridae
Gene: Znf436
Product: zinc finger protein 436
Exons: 4
Coding region: 364-1467 (367 amino acids)
Biological process (GO): negative regulation of transcription by RNA polymerase II
Molecular function (GO): DNA-binding transcription repressor activity, RNA polymerase II-specific
Source: RefSeq, a predicted model, not a curated record